AUGAUAGUUUUGGAAUUGGGUGCACAUACGAUCGACGCGGUCCAAUUAUCUCUUCAAGAUGCUGUGUGCAAUGUUUCAUCUGUAAAUGCUUAUAUUAAAAACACAGUCGCUGAAGUAAGGCAGCACUAUAAAAUGAAAGAAACAGCAACAAUAAAUGGCCCUGAAGGAACUGUUUCCACAAAAACACAGGAGUCAUUGGUGCUUCUCGAAAGAGGUAUGGAACAGCUACGAGAUAACGUUAAGAAUGUAAACGAGGACUAUCUUGGUGACAUUGACCUGUGUACGCUGCUAACAACUCAGGUGGAGAACCUUCGUGCAAUCUCCCACUUCAAAAACGAGACUUUCACCGUUCUUUAGUAUGCUCAAGACUUUGGAACAAUUUCAAAGGAAUCUUUAAAGAGAACAACGAAGCGGGAUGCGAAGUACUUCACACUUGAGAAGUCUUAUUAUCCAGUGCCUAAAUCCAGUGUGGAGUUACGGGACGUAAAUGUGAUGAAACCUCCUUCAGCUGAUAACGUUGACCCCAACAUUGAGGCAGCCAUGAAGGAAUUGGUU
Messenger RNA from Pocillopora meandrina, 555 nucleotides. The record is from the annotation of a GenBank genome assembly. Lineage: Eukaryota; Metazoa; Cnidaria; Anthozoa; Scleractinia; Pocilloporidae.